ACUCAUUUGUGAUCUUAGCCGGAAGGAAGAGGCUCCUUUCCUCACUGACACCGAGCAGCUGGCAAUGCAUCGGGCUCUCCAAAACAGCCUGACCAUUUCGUCUCUGUAACCAGCCAAACCUAGCAUGCUUAGCAGGCAGGUGUUUGAUCCGUGGACUGCUGCUACCUCUCUGGACGCUGUCCCGAUAUCUUCUGAAUCAGAACUGCGGGGAGAUUUAUACCCGGAUAUUCAAAGUGAAACAGUGACGUCCAGAGCUGACGCGAUGCUGGGGGAUCAGGCCGUGCACUGAGCCUCUCAUGGCCGUCAGCACCAUGGACUCCGAGUCAACCCGAACGCCUCCACCCAGGGCUGGCCUGACCAAAGGGGGCUCCUCCCUGCUGCCUGCUGGGGUUCUCAGCGCCAAGUUGGGCCCUCAGGGAAAGCACUAUGUCUGUGGCUCCAUGGCCGCCUUCACCAACAUCUUGGUGACCUUCCCCAUCCAGAAAGUCCUCUUCCGCCAGCAGCUGCACGGCGUGCUGGUCGCCGAGGCGGUGCAGCAGCUGCAGAGGGACGGGCUGAGGAACCUGUACCGGGGCCUGCUCCCGCCGCUGCUGCAGAAGAGCACCACGGUGGCCAUCAUGUUCGGCCUGUACGAGGACUUCUCCAGGGUGCUGCACGACCGCGUCGGCGGCUGCGGCGCGCCGGAGCUGGCCACGCGGAGCUUCGCCGCGGCGCUGGCGGGGACCGCCGAAGCCGUCCUCACGCCGUUCGAGCGCGUGCAGACUCUGCUGCAGGACCAUCGGCACCACGGGCGCUUCAACAACACCGCCCACACCUUCCGGACACUCGUGACCGAGCACGGCGUCAGGGAGUGCUACCGCGGCCUCGUGCCCAUACUGCUCCGUAACGGCCCCAGCAACGUGCUCUUCUUUGGCCUGCGGGGCCCCAUUAAGGAGCUGCUGCCAGAAGCCACUAACAAGGCGGGGCACUUGGUGAAUGAUUUUGUGUGCGGGGGGGUGCUGGGGGCGGCCCUCGGCAUUUUGUUCUACCCAUUAAACGUGGUCAAGUCGCGGGCUCAGUCUCAGGUCGGUGGAGCCUUCCAGCCUUGCCGGGAGGUGCUGCUAACGGUGUGGACGGAGAGGGGGGGCAGCGUGGCCAUGCUCUUCAGAGGAGCCCAUCUCAACUACCACCGCUCGCUGAUCUCCUGGGGGAUCAUCAACGCCACCUACGAGCUGCUGCUGAAGCUGCUUUGAAAGGAGGAACGGAGGAGGAGGAGCUUCUAAAAGGGAUGGUCGAGCUGAAGAGAGGAGAGAGAAAUGGCAAAGUUGAUGUCUGGCUCUGUUAUUCCAGGACUGAGAGAGAGAGAGAGAGGGGGAAGAGAGGGGCCAGCUGCAAGUGUAAGAAACAGCCUGCCAUUGUUGUUUUUUUAUUGUGAUAAAAAUCAAGAUGCACACUUCAGCUUCCACAUAAUCUGUGCCAGGGUCCAAAUAGUAAGCCCUUGUUCCGUCUGCGUGCGCAGGAGAGUGUGUUGUUUUUUUUUGUUUUUUUUUUACAGCGUCACGUAAUUUCAUUCACUGUUUCGUAGGAAAAUCUUUUUCUCUUUGUGCCGUGGAGUUUUGAAAAUGGCAUCCCUCCGAUUUCUCACCCGAAAGCUCUUCCUGUGUCACUCUGUGAUCUUCUGACACCGAAACACUUUAGUGCUUUUGACCAUUGAAUUGUCCGGAGGGUGUUCAUCAAGAAGAGAUUCAUAACACUUAUUUCUCUGUUUUUUUCCCCCCACUGGCCACUUAUUUAAAGCGUUUGCUAAAAAAAAAUAUUAAAUUAUUAAUCUCUGAGAAACUCUUUGCUUAUUUUUUUAAAUCGGCAAAAGUAGGACACGACAGAUUAAAGUGUCAGGUUCAAAACUAGAGGCGCACCGGUUGAUCGCCCAGUGAUCAGAAUAUGACAGUUUUCUCCACAUCGGCGGGUCAAAAAAGUAUUUCCUUUUUUUCAUUAAAUGCAUUAGAACUAAGAAAUUCCUCCAUUUUCAGUGUAUAAACGCAUCAACUAACAAAUUGCACUAUGACGUAAAACUCCGCUACAGGAUAGCAACACAUGCCUCAGAGCAUCAACGGGGGGUGAUCUUGUAAUAACUUCAGAACUGCUCUAUCAAAGAACCCAUAUUUCUUUGUCAUCUUGUGUCAUUUUCCUCUGGAGGGGGAAAAAAAAGGAGAAAGAAAGUAAAAAAUCACUUAAAAUGUACAUCAUGAGUCCAGAGACUUGUAUCGACGAGGUUAAGACUGAUUGCUGGAUUCCUAGAUAGGACUGUCUGUUCUCACACGGGUUGUCAGUGGUUUAUUUCGACUUGUCUUCUGAAGUGCCACAAGCGGUAUGUCUUUGAAAUUAAACCAUCCACACCCAUUAAUUAGUUGAACGUUGGAAAACAAAACAAAGUGCUAAUGGACCUACAUUUCCCCCCAUACUACUGCCAUUAUCUGACUCUUAAACCCUCCCUUGUUUUGCCCUGCUGAUAUUUUCUCCUCUCUCAUGCUUGCUCUCCUCUCUGUACGUAACAUCUGUUGACAUAAUGGGCUCAGAUUUCAAGCUUGAGUAGCUGCAGCCACCACACCGCAGUUGUGAGCGUGUCGGACAGCCCAAAGAGGAAAGGCACGUUGCUCGGGACAUUUGAGAGACUGAAGAUUAAUGGCGAGGGGGGGGGGGACAUAGGGUAAUGUUCAGUGGCACAAAAAGCUCAAGCUGCCAUGUAAAACGGACCGUUUCAGACCGUCUGGUUUUCUUCUUUUUUCUUUUCUUCACAGCUGAAGAUGUUUCAAGUUACAAGAGCUGUUGCUCCUUUUCAAAAGAAAGCUUUUGUAUUCCAGUUUUGCAGAAGAGCGUUCCUCCCGAUGCUGUUCAAUGACUUCGCUUGUGAUUGUUCUGCGAGUCGGUGCAUUACUGUAAAAGUGUAAAGUUGUUCACUGCAGCCGAAUCAAAUCUUUAUCAAUAAAAAAGUCAAACGAUC
This is a messenger RNA of Fundulus heteroclitus (mummichog), 2980 nucleotides long. It is a transcript of the gene slc25a51b, whose product is annotated as solute carrier family 25 member 51b. The record is from RefSeq and is a predicted model, not a curated record. The transcript is spliced from 3 exons. The coding region runs from base 297 to 1232 and encodes 311 amino acids. Lineage: Eukaryota; Metazoa; Chordata; Actinopteri; Cyprinodontiformes; Fundulidae.